AUCCGAUUCGACCCGUUCGGGUCUUCUUCAUUCUUUCCAAGGAACAAGAAAAAGUUCACCCCUUUUCUCUCUUCGAUUAUUUCCGUUCCCUCCGUCUCGGCUUCUUUCCCAGCGGUAGCGAUCGACGGCGAUGACGGCGGCGAAGUGUUGGUGCGUGGACGGAUUGUCAACUGGUUAGCUUCUGUCUCUCACGCUCUCCCUUCUUGCAAAAGUUCACAACUUGUGUUUCGAGCGAUUCGGAGUUCUUAGUACUGUCGGUGAUGUUCACAGGCUGCUGUGGCCUUUGGUUAUUUUUGGGUUUAAGCUAAUGUAGCUGAAUUUGCUGAUGAAGUUGACUGUUGCAUUUCUUCUUUUGGGGAAUUUGAAUGAGUAAUCAUACAGCUGGAAUUUCUGGUUAGAGCGAGGAUAAAGCUUGAAAUUGGUAGAGCGGGAGAUUUCAGAAGCACCACUUCAAAUUCUCAGAGUACUGGAGAUUAGAUGACACGCGCCACCCCAUGGCGCGGGUGAGAAGCAAUGAUAGUCUGUUAGGGAACGAGGAGGGGCCUUUGGGAACCCUAGGAAUAAAAACUUGAAGAGCAGUGUUCACCCACUCGCCAGGUCCCUCGCGUGAGAUUUCCAGAUUCUGAUCAACUUGAGAAGGAUACCUUCUUUCAUGCAGUCAGAGAUACUGUAGAAAAUCCCAGGCUUUUCUCACCAUGGACAUAGAUCUUAGGUUACCUUCUGGUGAUCACGAUAAGGAUGAAGAACAAAAUACAAUUGCUGGCUUAUUGGAACACGAAGAAAAAUUGCAUAAUGGAGAUCUAGAAGGCCAGAAUAUUGUUGGUGCUAGUGUUGAUGUAGAUGCUGGAGAUUUGAAUUCAUCCACAGUGGAUUUUGCAUUAUUUAAGGAAGAUACAAAUCUUGAGCCCCUUUCUGGCAUGGAAUUUGAGUCUCAUGGGGAAGCUUAUUCUUUCUACCAAGAAUAUGCAAGGUCAAUGGGAUUUAAUACAGCAAUACAAAAUAGUCGCCGAUCAAAAACAUCAAGAGAAUUUAUAGAUGCAAAAUUUGCUUGUUCCAGGUAUGGAACAAAAAGAGAGCAUGACAAAUCAUUCAAUCGACCACGUGCCAGACAGAACAACCAAGAUACUGAAAAUUCAACUGGUCGAAGAUCUUGUUCAAAGACUGAUUGUAAAGCAAGCAUGCAUGUAAAAAGAAGGCCUGAUGGAAAAUGGGUAAUACAUAGUUUUGUGAAGGAGCAUAAUCACGAGCUUUUACCAGCUCAAGCUGUCAGUGAGCAAACAAGAAAAAUGUAUGCUGCAAUGGCUAGACAGUUUGCUGAAUACAAAACUGUGGUUGGUCUGAAGAGCGAGAGAAAUCCAUUUGACAAAGGUCGUAAUUUGGGCCUGGAGUCAGGGGAUGCCAAACUUCUACUUGAUUUUUUGGUGCAGAUGCAUAGUAUGAAUUCAAACUUCUUCUAUGCAGUAGACAUUGGUGAGGAUCAACGACUGAAAAAUCUUUUAUGGGUUGAUGCUAAAAGUAGGCAUGACUAUAUGAACUUUUGUGAUGUAGUUUCUUUUGACACCAUCUAUAUUAGAAACAAAUAUAAGUUGCCUCUUGCACUUUUUGUUGGAGUAAACCAGCACUAUCAAUUUAUACUGCUUGGGUGUGCCUUAAUAUCAGAUGAAAGUGCUGCUACUUAUUCUUGGCUAAUGCAGACGUGGUUAAAAGCAGUUGGUGGCCAGGCUCCAAAAGUGAUAAUCAUUGCCCAUGACAAGACAUUGAAGUCAGUUAUUUUGGAUGUCUUUCCUAAUUCUCACCACUCUGUGUGCUUAUGGCAUGUAUUAGGGAAGGUAUCUGAAAAUUUGGCUCAUGUAAUUAAGCGACAUGAGAAUUUUAUGGCAAAAUUUGAGAAAUGCAUCUAUAGGUCGUGGACAACUGAUGAGUUUGAGAAGAGGUGGUCGAAAAUUGUUGAUAGGUUUGAACUCCGAGAGGAUGAAUGCAUGCAGUCAUUGUAUGAAGAUCGCAAAUUAUGGGUGCCAACAUUCAUGAGGGAUAUUUUCUUGGGUGGUUUGUCUACUGUCCAGCGAUCAGAAAGUGUGAAUUCCUUCUUUGAUAAAUAUGUUCAUAAAAAGACCUCUGCUCAAGAUUUUGUCAAACAGUACGAAGCAAUCUUGCAAGACAGGUAUGAAGAGGAAGCAAAAGCUGAUUCCGAGAUUUUGAAUAAAGUGGCAACAUUAAAAACUCCUUCGCCAUUAGAGAAGAGUGUUGCAGGGAGUUACACACACGCAGUGUUCAAGAAGAUUCAAGUUGAGGUUAUUGGUGCAGUUGCUUGUCAUCCUAAAACUGAAAGGCAGGAUGAUACAGGCAUUACUUACAAGGUUCAUGAUAUGGAAAAGAAUCAAGACUUCAUUGUUGUGUGGAAUGAAAUUAAAUCUGAAGUGUCAUGCAUAUGUCGGUUAUUUGAAUAUAGAGGUUUUCUUUGUCGACAUGCAUUGAUUGUUCUUCAAUAUUCUGGCUUUUCGGUAAUCCCAUCCCGAUAUAUCUUAAAACGGUGGACAAGAGAUGCAAAAGCUGGACAAACAACGGGAGAACAAUCUGAACAUAUGCCAACCAGGGUGCAACGGUACAAUGAUUUAUGUCAACAAGCAAUAAAGUUGAGUGAAGAGGCGUCUCUAUCUCAAGACAGUUAUGGUAUUGCAUUCCUUGCAUUGCGUGAAGCAUACAAAAAUUGUGUGAGUGUUAACAAUUCUAGCAAGAGUCCUACAGAAGUUGUCAUAUCAGCUAGUCAAAGUCAGCUCUCCACUGAAGAAGAUACCCAAAGUAAAUCCAUGGGCAAGGCAAACAAAAAGAAGAAUCCAACUAAAAAGAAAAAGCUGCACUCUGAGGCUGAAGUGAUGACCGUUGGGGCACAAGAUAACCUGCAACAUAUGGACAAAUUCAGCAGCACAAGGGCGGUAACGCUUGAUGGUUACUAUGGCUCUCAACAGAGUGUUCAGGGGAUGUUGAACUUGAUGGGGCCAACUCGUGAUAAUUAUUAUGGAAAUCAACAGACAAUUCAGGGGCUGGGACAAUUAAGUACCAUACCAACGAGCCACGAUGGUUACUAUGGUUCACAUCAAAGCAUGCCUGGUCUGGUAAGGCACAGCUGGAUUUUUUCCGAGCAUCGACAAAUUUCGCUUACAGCAUUCGGGAUGAUCCAAAUGUAAGACCUACACAAUUGCAUGAGGAUCCAUCAAGACAUGCAUGAGCAUAUGUAAUUGUAAUGUUAUAUAGGAUACCUGUGGUUUAUCAUAUAGAUCUUGUUAAUAAAUGGUAAAAGGGUUAUCUUAUUUUAGUGUUAAAGAUCUUGUUGUAGAGGUGGUUGGUUGUACUGUAGUUAUGAUUCUUUAAUCUAAAUGUUAAAAAUUUGUAAUCUGCAAUGAUAAAUUUAAAAUGUUCUUCAUCUUC
Molecule: messenger RNA, 3426 nt
Organism: Prosopis cineraria
Lineage: Eukaryota; Viridiplantae; Streptophyta; Magnoliopsida; Fabales; Fabaceae
Product: protein FAR-RED ELONGATED HYPOCOTYL 3-like
Exons: 9
Coding region: 696-3185 (829 amino acids)
Biological process (GO): regulation of DNA-templated transcription
Molecular function (GO): zinc ion binding
Source: RefSeq, a predicted model, not a curated record